Perognathus longimembris pacificus (Pacific pocket mouse) is the source of this 558-nucleotide messenger RNA. It is a transcript of the gene Tex51, whose product is annotated as testis expressed 51. Lineage: Eukaryota; Metazoa; Chordata; Mammalia; Rodentia; Heteromyidae. The transcript has 7 exons. The record is from RefSeq and is a predicted model, not a curated record. Bases 1 to 558 code for a protein of 185 amino acids.
AUGUUGCCUCUCCUGCUCAUCUGUCUCCUGCCAGUCACUGUGGGAAAGAGCUGUCUCCGCUGCUGGCCAGAGCUGCCUUCCUUGGUGGACUAUGACCUACAGAUUCUCUGGGGCAGCCCUGGGCCUCCCACAGAGCUCUCACAAAGCCUCCAUUCCCUCCUCAUGGAGGACAACCCCACGCUCAAAUUCUGGUAUCUUGAUCGGGACCAACUGGAAGAAGAGACAGCCAGAUUCUUCAGCCAAAUAGACCAGACCAUUAGGAAGCUACGGGAUGAUAAAGUAUCACUUCUGGAAGAGAUUAAUUCACAAAAGAGUCUCUUUGCUGAGAGAUUAAAUGAGAGAUCCGAUGAGCUGAGGGAAAAGGCCUGCAAUGAGUCUUGUGAUAUCCAGUCCACAAUGGAGAUCACUGAGUGUGCCAACUGCAGGAUUUACUACCUGUCCUGCAAUGACCCUUCCUUCUGCCCAGUGAUGAUGAUGCAGAACUACAAGUGGACUCUGAUCCUCGCAGUCUGUACUGGGUUCAUGCUGGCCAUAGCUGUAACUGGGAACCAGACGUGA